AUGGUUGGGUCAAACAUUUUACAACCACACAGGGACGCCUUGAAGGCAAAGCCUCUGACGGCCUGUGCCUCGCUCCUCCUCUUCGCCAAAGUUGAUGGAAGCGGUGGCCAAGAACCUGAAACACCAACACCAACUCCAAAUAAAAAAACCACAUAUGCUGUCAAAUUGGGAGAAAAUGGCGCAUGCCUCUCCGAUAUCAACGAUGCUCGUAAGAAGGCCGGUUUCAAUGAUUUCGUAAUACCCCAAACAGAUGCGAAAGAGAAAAGACUGCCUGAGGAAGGAGAGCAAGAUUCCUCCGAGUAUGACGAAUGGGUGUGGAAGCCCGUUUGCGAUGUCUUGAUACCACAAGAAGCAGCACGCAAAAGCUCCGAGGCAGACCCUGGAAAAAAGUUCAUGAGCGGCACAUACGCAUUCCAGGUCGUCGAUGCCGCUAACCUUAGUUGCACUGCCGUAGUAGAAAAGUGGAAGAAUGCCUACAGCAACUUCAAUGGAUUGCCUCCACCGAACAAGGAUACUGAGGAGUUGUAUGCCAGUCAGGACAACAUCUCUUUCGUGGCCGUGCACAACCCCUCCGCCGAUGCUACCGCCGACUGCAGAGUCGUCACCUGUACAAGGAAGAUCAGCAACUCUCCAACGAGCCUACUAUUGGAACAGGAAGAGGAAGACAACAAAACUGAAGAAACAAAGGAAGGCUCUGCCUUGAUUUGCAUGACGACACCUGACGUUCUUCCGGCGAACAGUGACAACCCUCCUUUCACGUAA
This is a messenger RNA of Eimeria mitis, 762 nucleotides long. Its product is annotated as SAG family member. Lineage: Eukaryota; Apicomplexa; Conoidasida; Eucoccidiorida; Eimeriidae. The transcript has 4 exons. Bases 1 to 762 code for a protein of 253 amino acids. The record is from RefSeq and is a predicted model, not a curated record.